AUGGCAUUGGGAUUGCAGGGUUCAAAAUCCCUCGGAGUCUUUGUUCUUCUACUCCUCCUUGCUGCUAUCGGCGCCGUGGCCGGAGCAUCGCCAGCCCCAAAAUCCAGUAACAAAACAAGCAUCGGAGAAGGAGGAGGAGGAAGCAUCUACGAUCACCUCCGGCAAUAUGGGUUACCCAUCAGCCUCCUCCCCAAAGGCAUCACGGAAUAUUCCCUCGACGAUUCCAGCGGUGAAUUCCGGGUGUUUCUGCCCCAACCUUGCCGCGCCAAGUUCGAGAAUCAGGUUCGGUACGAUUUCAACGUCUCUGGGACUCUCACUUUCGGCCGAAUCGCCGACUUAUCCGGCGUCUCCGCUCAGGAACUCUUCCUCUGGUUUUUGGUGAAAGGUAUCUGA
Rosa chinensis is the source of this 393-nucleotide messenger RNA. RefSeq lists its product as uncharacterized. Bases 1 to 393 code for a protein of 130 amino acids. The record is from RefSeq and is a predicted model, not a curated record. The transcript has a single exon. NCBI's taxonomy places the organism in Eukaryota, Viridiplantae, Streptophyta, Magnoliopsida, Rosales, Rosaceae.